Molecule: messenger RNA, 1065 nt
Organism: Mycena indigotica
Lineage: Eukaryota; Fungi; Basidiomycota; Agaricomycetes; Agaricales; Mycenaceae
Exons: 10
Coding region: 1-1065 (354 amino acids)
Source: RefSeq, a predicted model, not a curated record
AUGGCGGUGGUGAUGAAAAACAUCGACAUUCAGCUAGACAAGGCCUCCAUUAUAGCAUUGAUCAUGGAGACCUUCAAUAUCGGAAUAUUUACCACUUUGUUUGGGGUCACUCUGUGGUUGCUUUUUAGAAAGCAGAUCAACACGUCGAACGAGCUGUUGCUCCCAACACUUUGUCUCAUCUGGAUACUUUCAGUUGCACACUGGGGUAUCGACAUCGCCCGAGUUAUCGUUGCCUUCUUCAUGUACCGCGAGGGUCCCAUAGCGUACUACGAAGACGUGUCCAGUCCUCUUGAAGCUGCCAAGACCGCGGUCUACAUCAGUCUCACACUCACGGGAGACUUUUUCCUAAUAUACCGCUGUUACAUUGUGGGGGAUCGUCGAAUAGUUUUCGUCAUCUUGCCAAUCCUUUGCUGGAUGGGGGCAGGAGUCGGUGGCUAUGGCUCAGUGUGGGCCGAAAAUCGCUUUGGCACUGGAGGAAUAUUUUUCCAGGGGCUCUCUCCGUGGAUAAGUGGCUUUUUUGCUUCUUCGCUUGCUGCGAACCUCUAUUGCACUGGAUUUAUCGCAUUCCGGGUCCUGCGCGCGCAAGUGAGGUCGCGACCACCAGAUAUCAUAUUGUCCCAAAAAAGUCGCGUCUAUUCGGCAUUGAUCACUUUCCUGGAAUCUGCAGCAACUUAUUCGACGGCUUUCUUUGUUCUGUUUGUCGUAUAUGAGCUCGGAUUGAAUACCCAGUUCAUCCUCCUGGAUUUGACGAGUUCACUCAUUGGAAUAACGUUUACCAUGAUCCUGCUUCGAGUCGCCAUGCAGAGUGAUGCUAUUCUUCUGAGAGACGACUAUUCUCCCACGGAGUCUCAGGGGGGUCGCCGUCGGUUCAGCGCGUUUAGCAGAGGCCCACUGGCGCUUCCACUAUCGCCAACCAGUCCCUAUAGCACGCGCUUUCCGACGUCUGGCGUCAGCGUUUCGAGAUUUGUAGAGGUGUCUGGUAGCGAAGAUAGAGACUACGAGAGGGAGCCUAGGCCACAGUCCACGGCUGACUCAGCGAAGUCUGAUGGCGGCUUCGCCCUUUAG